AUGGGCUCGCCAGUAAUCUCACAAGUCAGCCAUGACUACUCCCUGUUAAAGUCAAGCACGCCCGAAACUCGCAACACCCAUUGCAAACACGAUACGAAUACAAGCACGUAUCUCCAACCCGCUCCGGUUAUCGACGUCCGCAAAUUCGCCAAUCCAGCUCCGUUAGGCCUUUGUGCUUUUGCGCUUACGUCGUUUCUUUCAAAUUGCAUUAAUCUCAAUGUGGGGGGCAUUCAGGCUUCAGGUAUCAGUGUUUCGUUGGCGUUGAAUUACGGGGGUAUAGCCCAAGUUUUGGCUGGCAUGUGGGAAAUGGCUGUUGGCAAUACUUUCGGUGCAACAUCUUUCUGUUCCUAUGGCGCUUAUUGGAUUACGUUUGCCCUGAUCUCGGACUUUGAGCCUGCUGGUUCUGGAAAGGAUGCGGGCGGGACUUGUCAGGAUGAGACGUUAAUGGGAUUGUUCAUGCUGGCUUGGUUCAUCUUCACAACCCUGAUGCUGCUCUGCACAUUGAGGUCCAGUCUUGCGAUGUUCCUCCUAUUUUUCUUCCUGGACAUGAACUACCUUUUACUUGGCAUUGCGCACAUUCAAUGCAGCUCCCAUGGCGAGAUCCUUGUCGCAGUUCAGAAAACUGGUGGAUUGUGUGGUAUCUUUGCUGCGUUUGCUGCGUGGUGGAAUGCCUUUGCUGGUAUUGCGGAUACGAGUAAUGGCUUCUUCACUGUGCCUCUUGGUCACUUCCCUUGGUCACCUAUUGUUCAUGCUCAUCUGGCUAAGGCGAAGGACGUAUGA
This is a messenger RNA of Penicillium nucicola, 780 nucleotides long. RefSeq names its product acetate uptake transporter family protein. Bases 1 to 780 code for a protein of 259 amino acids. Gene Ontology annotation, molecular function: acetate transmembrane transporter activity. NCBI's taxonomy places the organism in Eukaryota, Fungi, Ascomycota, Eurotiomycetes, Eurotiales, Aspergillaceae. The record is from RefSeq and is a predicted model, not a curated record. The transcript is spliced from 3 exons. Gene Ontology annotation, cellular component: plasma membrane.